AUGAAAUACGAAAAUUUCACACCGGCUCGCGAGUCAACAAAUCCCGACGCUUUGGACGGUCAUAACAACCAUCAACGAAAUCACUCGACAUGCAGAAAUCAACUGAUGAUCACCGAUGUUUCCGCUGCAGUGGAAGGUGUCUAUGCAUUGAAGAAGAAUAUUCGCUUUAGUUUAAGUCGACAGAUGUUAAUUGACUGUGACUGGUUUACAGCAACAUGUCGCGAGGGAUCAUUCGGUGAUAAAACAUUAGAUUUAAUCCGAUCAAUUGGUCUCGAACGUACGGAUUGUUUUCGUGAUGCGACUUUCACAAUUUAUAAUCGUUCAAAAGGGCAAGGGACAGCUCUCAAUGCAUAUCGAGAAUCGCUCUCAUGCAAUGGAUGUCGUUUCUUGUAG
Molecule: messenger RNA, 393 nt
Organism: Adineta ricciae
Lineage: Eukaryota; Metazoa; Rotifera; Eurotatoria; Adinetida; Adinetidae
Source: the annotation of a GenBank genome assembly